UUGCAACUUUCUUCCCGGCAUCUGCCUUAUACUUUCGAGAAGCCGUAGGGCCCGCUUUUUGAGUCGGCUACUACCUAUAUAUUUGCCGUCCCUGGAACUUGCAAGAGCUAUAGUACCCAAGUAGAGCCCUUGUUUUUCCGAUCUAUUCUUUCCGCAAUUACAUCUGCCGAGGAUACACUCCAAGGUUUUUAUUACGCAGCUCGAUCUCUCCUUGCCCUGAACAUUCCUUGUUCUGCGCACAAUCCCGUCCGCCCACCAUGUUGUCUCGAAGCAUAGCUGUCGUCUCUCGCAUGGCGCCCAUGCGCCAUUUGCGCCCAUCUCCUGCGUUCCGCCAAGGGCUUCCCAGCCUUGUCCGGUAUUAUGCAGACAAGAUCAUCCAGGUGCCACCCAUGGCCGAGUCCAUAUCUGAGGGCACUCUCAAGCAAUUCUCCAAGUCCAUUGGCGACUACGUCGAGCAGGAUGAGGAGAUUGCCACCAUUGAAACCGACAAGAUCGAUGUCGCUGUCAAUGCGACAGAAUCCGGUAUCAUCAGAGAGUUCUUCGUCAACGAAGAAGACACCGUGACGGUUGGCCAGGACUUAGUUCGUGUUGAGCUUGGUGGCGAGAAGCCAGCCGAGUCGGAGAAGCCCAAGGAGGAGCCUGCCGCCUCAAAACCUGCCGCAGAGGCAGAGAAGCCCAAGUCACAGCCCGAACCUGUCCAGGCCGAGAAGCCAGCCCCCCCUCCCCAGCCCAAGGAGCAGCCCCAAAAGAAGAGCCAGCCUGAGCCUGCUGCGGCGUCACAGUCUGAGCCGGCAACUGGAAACCGUGAGGAGCGAAGGGUCAAAAUGAACCGUAUGCGACUACGUAUUGCCGAGCGUCUCAAGCAAUCUCAGAACACCGCUGCAUCACUGACGACAUUCAACGAGGUCGACAUGUCCAACAUUAUGGAGUUCCGAAAACUCUACAAGGAGGAGAUGCUUAAGAAGACUGGUGUGAAGCUGGGCUUCAUGAGCGCCUUCUCUCGUGCUGCCGUGCUGGCGAUGCGAGACAUCCCCGCAGUCAAUGCGUCCAUCGAAGGUCCCAAUGGUGGCGACACCAUUGUCUACCGCGACUAUGUCGACAUCAGUGUUGCCGUUGCCACGGAGAAGGGUCUGGUUACCCCCGUUGUGCGAAAUGUCGAGUCGCUGGAUAUGAUCAGCAUCGAGAAGGCCAUUGCUGAUAUGGGUAAGAAGGCUCGCGAUGGCAAGCUCACGAUUGAGGAUAUGGCUGGUGGAACAUUCACCAUCAGCAACGGCGGCGUGUUUGGAUCUCUCAUGGGAACCCCGAUUAUCAACCUGCCUCAGAGCGCUGUCCUGGGUCUUCACGCCGUCAAGGACCGCGCCGUGGUGGUUAACGGAAAGGUGGAGGUUCGGCCAAUGAUGUACUUGGCCCUGACAUAUGACCAUCGUCUUCUCGACGGCAGGGAAGCCGUCCAAUUCCUGGUCAAGAUCAAGGAAUACAUCGAGGACCCCAGAAAAAUGCUACUAUAGGAGCUUUCACAAGCACAGCUAUACAUCACACAUGGUUAGGUGACUUACUUUUCCUCUGAUAUCUACGGUUGCUUGUCCUUGGUGUUUUUUUCGGUGUUAUAGAAUGUACAAUUAUGCAGCUUGCUUUUUUUAAUAAAGUAUAAGCUUAAUGCUGUUAAUAUUUU
Messenger RNA from Trichoderma virens Gv29-8, 1672 nucleotides. RefSeq lists its product as uncharacterized. NCBI's taxonomy places the organism in Eukaryota, Fungi, Ascomycota, Sordariomycetes, Hypocreales, Hypocreaceae. The transcript has 4 exons. Gene Ontology annotation, biological process: tricarboxylic acid cycle. The coding region runs from base 258 to 1508 and encodes 416 amino acids. Gene Ontology annotation, cellular component: oxoglutarate dehydrogenase complex. Gene Ontology annotation, molecular function: dihydrolipoyllysine-residue succinyltransferase activity. The record is from RefSeq and is a predicted model, not a curated record.